Molecule: messenger RNA, 1860 nt
Organism: Lactuca virosa
Lineage: Eukaryota; Viridiplantae; Streptophyta; Magnoliopsida; Asterales; Asteraceae
Source: the annotation of a GenBank genome assembly
AUGGGGAAGCUAAACUUCAGAAACCCAUCCAUUGAUGACAUAAACGACACUCCCAUCCGUGCAAGUCUAAAAGGACCAAGAGUGAAGUCUUAUGAUGGCACAGGAUACCCGGGAGACCAUGUAUCUAACUUCCAGUGGGCAAUUAAGAUGAUUCCCAUGAAUCCAAAGUUACGGUGCUUGUAUUUUACGGGAACACUAGAUGGGUUGGCUCGCUACUUGCUAGCAAGUCUUCCCUCAAGGAGCAUCGACAGCUUCGAAGAACUGUGCUCGAAGUUCUAUAAUAGUUUCAUACAGAAACAAAGGUUUCAGCAACAAGCCCAUUUGCCAAAGGCUGUUAGAAAUUUCGUUGAACCGGCUACUACGGCAGUUGUGGGAUUUGUCGGGCAAGCAGUGUGGCCUGAAGGGAGAAUCUCUUUACCUUUCACAUUGGUGGAAUAUCAAAAAGACGUGCGAAAAACAAUAUUAGCGGACUUCAUCAUCAUAAAGUCAUAUUCACCAUAUAGCAUGCUCUUGGGAAGAACCAAGAUGUACCAGCUGCGAGAUGUUCCAUCGAUAGUGCAUGGUUUGCUAAAGUUUCCUUCGGAACAUGGUAUCAUCACUCUCAGGAAUACCGAUAAGCACACUAAACUAAGCAACAUUGUAGAGCCUCCUCAGAAGGAGAAGGAGGCUAGUGCUUCGGCAGAAGAGGAAGAGGUGAUUUUGGUCCCUAAAAGUAGGGAUCAAUUAGUAAGGAUAGGGAUGGAGCUACUGAGCGAUAUCAAGCAUGGUCUGACAAAACUACUAGCCAGGUAUGCUGAUGUGUUCGCAUGGAGGCCAUGGAGGCCGGAAUAUAUGUCAGGGAUCCCUAGGUCCAUCAUUGAACAUUACUUAAACCUCAAUCCUGGUUUCCUACCUAUUAAACAUAAGAAGAGAAUAAUGGCGAGCAAACGGAAUGUCAUCGUCAAUCAGGAGAGUCUAAACGGGAAGAUGGCUGACUUGGGAAGAUUUUUGGUAAAGUCGAAAGAACAAUCGCUUCCAUUCUUCCGGUCACUCAAGAAUCAUCUAGGAAAGGGCACCAUUACUUGGAUGGAGGAGGCUGAAGAAUCUUUGGUAAGAUUGAAAGCGUACUUGGAAAAUCUUCCUACACUGGCUAGCCCGAAGGUCAGAGAACCUUUGAUAGUAUACUUGUCUGCCAGUCGGGAAGCCAUAAGCGUAGUGCUCGUGGCAAAAAGAAGUAGGAAGCAAGUAUCAGUCUAUUUUUUAAGACGAGUUCUACAAGAGGCGGAUCUAAACUACUCAAUCAUCGUGAAACUUACGAUGGCCCUGGUUUACACAAUGAUGAGGUUACGAAGGUAUUUUCUUGCACACCCCACUACCGUCCUAUCAAAUCAACCCAUCAAACAAAUUUUAAUGCAACCUGAGUGCUCGGGGCGGAUAACAAGGUGGUCCAUCGAGCUCGUGGAAUAUGAUGUUACCUAUCGACCAGGAACGAGCUUGAAAGCUCAAUCUCUGGUUGAGUUUCUGACCGAAAUACCAUAUGAAGAAAAGGCUAGUGCAUGGGUGGUGACAACGUCCAACACCGAACCCACCAAACCCCAAUCGAUGUACGACCUGCAGACCCUAUGGACGAUGUACACAGAUGGGGCCUUGAGCCAGAAUGGUUCAGGAGCCGGUAUUAUCCUCAUCAGCCCAAACGAAGACCGGCUAACCUAUGCUCUACGAUUUAACUUUAACUGCUUAAAAAAUGAAGCGGAAUACGAGGGAUUUUUGGCGGUACUACAAAUCGUCCUGGAAGUAGGGGUACAGAAGGUGAGAGCAUUCAUAGACUCUCGGUUGGUGGCAAACCAAAUAAAUGGGUCUCUUGAGGCUAAAAAAGUGUAA